Messenger RNA from Fundulus heteroclitus (mummichog), 2943 nucleotides. RefSeq names its product cyclic nucleotide gated channel subunit alpha 3a (gene cnga3a). Gene Ontology annotation, biological process: monoatomic cation transmembrane transport. NCBI's taxonomy places the organism in Eukaryota, Metazoa, Chordata, Actinopteri, Cyprinodontiformes, Fundulidae. Gene Ontology annotation, cellular component: intracellular cyclic nucleotide activated cation channel complex; plasma membrane. Gene Ontology annotation, molecular function: cGMP binding; intracellularly cGMP-activated cation channel activity; intracellularly cAMP-activated cation channel activity. The transcript is spliced from 9 exons. The coding region runs from base 286 to 2502 and encodes 738 amino acids. The record is from RefSeq and is a predicted model, not a curated record.
CUGGGAGCUCAGUCUGCACGGAUCUCAUGCAGCACAGCUCCUGGGUCUAAAUAUGGACAGCCUCCAGUUAUUUUUGUGGUGACUGUGCGCCGGGGACUACUCUUGUGGAAUAUCUCGCUGGAUCGAAUAAAUCUCUUACAAAGACCGAUUCCCAGAAGAUCCCAUUUGUAGUCGGGAAAAUGGGUCUAUAUCAAAGAAAUCAGAGAUUUACUGCUGCUAGGGCCGGCUUGAGAGUCUCAGAGUGAAAAAAUCUUCAAACAAGCCCGCGCAGCCGGAUCCAGCGAGAUGGCAAAGGUCUGCAGUGAAAACUCCUUUUCAGCCAGACAACGGCCGUCCGCCAACACAUCCCAUGAUGAACUCGCUGCGAUGGAAAGUGGGGACGGCAGGGCCCACUCUCUUGGUGAAGACGGCUGUGAGAGAGCCUUGUCCUCACGGACCCAACGAGGUGCCAGGGCAGUGGCCAGGCUGUCUUACCUCUUCCUAAUGCUGCGGAACUGGGCAUCUCACAGAAUGCACCCUGUAGAGGAGAGGAACGACUCUUUCCUUGAGCGCAUCAGAGGCCCGACACUUAAACAUGCAACCAGUGGAGAGAGUGACUCCCAGGGCAUGUGCCAUGAUGGCACACAAAGAAAGAGGAAUGUUUCCAGUAAGUGGCCUCUUGCUACUUACAACAUAAAUAACUGCAACAACACAGAUGACAAAAAGGAGGACAAAAAAGAUGAGAUUAAGAAAGACGAGAAGAAGGAAGAGGAGAAAAAAGAAGAAAAGGACGGAGACAAGAAGACAGAAGAGAAUAAGGAUGAGAAGAAAGAUGAGAAGAAAGACGAGAAGAAAGACGAAAAGAAAGAGGAGAAGAAGGAUGAUAAGAAAGAUGAGAAAAAGAAAGAGGAACCUCCGAAAGAAAUAUGGAUAAUGGAUCCGUCCACCGACCAGUACUACAGAUGGCUGAGUGUCAUCGCGGGCCCCGUAUUUUAUAAUCUAAUCAUGAUUGUAACGAGGGCCUCCUUUAAUGAGCUCCAAAAUUCAUACACCAAACUUUGGAUUUUCCUGGACUAUACCUCAGACAUCAUCUAUUACAUGGACACAUUUGUUAGAUCAAGAACAGGUUACCUGGAACAAGGCCUGCUGGUGAAAGAUGCCAAAAAACUGAGGGCUAAAUACAGAACGACAUCUCAGUUCAAGUACGACAUGAUUUCGAUGAUACCCACAGACCUGCUUUUUCUGCAGUACGGCUUCAACAACCCGGAGUUUCGCUUCAACCGUCUUUGCAAAAUCCAGAGGCUCUUUGAGUUCUUUGAGCGCACCGAGACGAGAACCAGCUUCCCAAACAUGUUUCGAAUCAGCAAUCUCGUGCUUUACAUCCUCAUCAUCAUCCACUGGAACGCUUGUGUCUUCUUUUCGAUUUCAAAAAGCAUCGGUUUUGGAACGGACACAUGGGUCUACCCCAAUAUCAGCCACCCGGAGCAUGGCCGCCUGGCACGAAAGUACAUCUACUCCCUUUACUGGUCCACGCUUACCCUCACCACCAUCGGAGAGACCCCAGCACCGGUGAGAGAUGUUGAAUUCCUCUUCGUCAUCGGAGACUUUCUCACCGGGGUGCUCAUUUUUGCUAGUAUCGUCGGUAACGUCGGUGCCAUGAUCUCCAACAUGAAUGCCUCCCGUGCCGAGUUUCAGGCAAAGAUUGACUCCAUAAAGCAGUACAUGCAGUUCCGAAAGGUCACCAAAGACCUGGAGGCCAGAGUCAUCAAGUGGUUUGACUAUCUUUGGACUGAGAAGAAGACGUGCGAUGAGAAAGAGGUUUUAAAAACGCUGCCGGACAAGCUUAAGGCGGAGAUUGCCAUCAAUGUCCACUUGGACACACUGAAGAAAGUGCGAAUUUUCCAGGACUGCGAAGCCGGGCUGUUGAUCGAAUUGGUGCUCAAGCUGCAGCCGCAGGUGUUCAGUCCUGGAGAUUACAUCUGUAAGAAAGGGGAUAUCGGCAGAGAGAUGUACAUCAUAAAGGAAGGGAAGCUGGCGGUGGUAGCUGACGACGGGGUCACUCAGUUUGUGGUGCUCAGCGACGGAGCAUACUUUGGAGAGAUCAGCAUCUUAGGCAUCAAGGGCAGUAAAGCCGGCAACAGACGCACGGCCAACAUCCGAAGCGUGGGCUACUCCGAUCUCUUCGCCCUGUCCAAAGACGACUUGAUGGAGGCUCUCACCGAGUAUCCGGACGCCAAGAAAGCCUUGGAGGAAAAGGGGAAAGCCAUCCUGAUGAAAGACAACCUAAUAGACGAGGCGGUCGCCAACGCAGGCGCCGACCCGAAAGAUCUGGACGAGAAGAUCGUCAAACUGCAGGGCAACCUCGACGUGAUGCAGACCAGGUUCGCUCAGCUGAUGGCAGAGUUUACCUCCACCCAGGCCCGGCUGAAGCAGAGGGUCACCCAGAUGGAGGAAAAGGUGAAAUCCAUAAAACCAGAGGACCUCUCCGAAGUGGUGGCUGAUAAAGACAAGAAGGUCCAGUAGAGAAUCCUUACUGGAGAACUUUAAAAGUGACACUCUUUUAUUUCAUAUAAAUGCCCACAUUUUUAACUAUUUCUAUAUCAUGUUUGUUAUCUUCAUUACGUGUCAAAUUGUGUACAGUGUAUGCAGAGAAUCUGUUUUCUGUGCUUUCUGACUAAUUGCUACUUUUGUCUUGUCUUGAAACAAGUCGAGCGAGUUGAGCAGAAGCACUUGUUUAUGCCAAAAAUUGGCUUGUCAUAGCCUUAGAACGAUGACUUUCUUUUCCUGAUAAGAAAUCCGACGGUUCAGGUAAAUGUGUUGCUCUCUGUCGAGUAUAUUUCUUAUACUGCACUGUUUAUUGUAUAAAAAUGUCAACACUUUUAAAAGCCAGUAUUGUUUAUAUGUUGCUGUCAGCUUGUCCUCAGAAACAUGAAUGUUAUAUCUAAAUAAAAUGUUCGUAUUAAA